AAGGAGUCUUCUGCUCCAGAGGAACACUUGGCAGGUCCAGCCCAGCUGCGAGCUUUCUUCCUGCACACGGAGCACGAGCGGAGGGAGCCGAAGACGGUCCCACAGGCCGACAUGAAGGUGGAAAUCCUGCCAGCCCUCACAGACAACUACAUGUACCUCCUCAUCGAUGAGGAAACCAAGGAGGCUGCCAUCGUGGACCCUGUGAACCCCCAGAAGGUUCUGGAUGCAGUGAAGAAGCACGGCGUGAGGCUGACCACUGUCCUGACCACCCACCACCACUGGGACCAUGCUGGAGGAAAUGAGAAGCUUGUAAAGAUGGAGUCGGGGCUGCACGUGUACGGGGGAGACAACAGAGUGGGAGCUCUGACCCAGAAAGUGUCCCACCUGACAGCACUCCAGGUGGGAUCUCUUAAUGUGAAAUGCCUCAGUACGCCGUGUCACACUUCGGGACACAUCUGUUAUUAUGUGACUAAGCCAAAUAGCUCCGAGCCACCUGCAGUUUUUACAGGUGACACCCUGUUCGUGGCUGGCUGUGGGAAGUUCUUCGAGGGAACCCCGGAGGAGAUGUACAAGGCGCUGAUCGAGAUUCUGGGCAGCUUGGACCCCAGAACGAGGGUUUACUGUGGUCACGAAUACACGAUCAACAACCUCAAGUUUGCUCGGCACGUUGAACCCAAUAAUGCCAAUAUCCAGGAAAAGCUGGCGUGGGCCAAGGCACAGUACGACAGUGGAGAGCCCACCAUCCCCUCCACCAUCGCAGAGGAGUUCACCUACAACCCCUUCAUGAGAGUGAGGGAGAAGACAGUCCAGCAGCACGCGGGGGAGACCGACCCCGUGCGCACCAUGGGGGCCAUCAGGAAGGAGAAGGACAACUUCCGAGUGCCCCGGGACUGAGCUCCGCCCGCGCCGCCGCAGCGUCCUUUAGACCAUUCACCUGUCCUAGGAGUCAAACCUUCUGUUGUGGUUGAGACAGUCCUGUCUAGGUCUUUAUUUUGUUUUAAUUCAGGAGAAGAAAAGCACUUUGCCCCUUUUGUUGAGAUGUUCUACAGCAUAUUUAUAUUACGAUGAAGAAUAUUUAUCCCUCUGUUGCUGUCUCUCGAGCUGUCACGUGUCACGUGCAGGUCAUUGUACCAGUGUUGGUGUGAGGCUCAGGGGUUGGGCUGGGAAGGAUCAAACCUGGAGGUUUAGGAAGAAGCUCCUGUUGGUUUUGUAGGAGCCUGAUGUGGAUGCAGACAGUGGGACUGGGGCCGAGGUGCUUUUGUGUAAAGCAGAGACCAAACACAGUAGUUGAAGAGUUGAGUGUUUCUUCCAUGCUGCUGCUGCAACGUUCUGAGUGUCGCUUCUGGCUCCGCUAAAACCAGUUCCCAGUGACAGACCUGCUCUGCCAGAGCCAGUUCAGGGUGUAAUUUGGGAACUAGGUGGGGCAGCCUGGCUCUGGGAAUGGCACGUGGGGACAUCCAGCUUCUCCCUUCUCCCUGACCUUCCCUGGCAUGGAUGGCAGUGACUUUUCCCAGGUACUGCACUGCUUACACCCUUUCAGUCUUGAGCCUGUUUGCAUGGACCUGCUUACUGCUCUUACCUGUGACCUGUGAGUUACCCUUGUCAGUGCCACACCAACAGAGCAGGGCUUUGGCUGAUGGCUGCAAAUCCCAUCCCUGCCCACAGCAGGGUGUUGGGACUGGGUCAUCUUUAUGGUUUCUUCCACCCUAAACCAUUCCAGGGUUGUAUGACUAGAGCUGUGUGACCCCAGCCUGCAGCCAGCUUGGAAGCUGCAGGGAGGGAGCUCCCCUUGGGCUGCUUUUCCAACAGGGAAUAGUGUGUCCAAGUUGAUGAAUGGGGUCCAUUUUGGAGGGAAAUAAAUGCAGAUUUGUGGUGAUUGGGGUCACCCCCUCCUGCAUUCCCAUCCUCCAGCUCGAGGUCUUUAAACAAGGGAUGUGAGUGACAGGGUGGGACCAGCCCCACGUGGCAUCAGCAUCUUUAAUCCAUCUUCCUCCUCAUUGUCUAUUCUUCCUGGUUCCUUGGUCUCCUCUGUACCACAGACCUGCUCCAGGACCAGAGAUUGUUUCUAAGAAAUAUUUUGCAGAUGAAACUUUGAAAAUAUUCAGAUGAUUUUGGUUCCUGUUUCUCCCCCUCUCCCUGGCACACGUUGGUAGGUGAUGCCACGAUGGAACCUGGAACCACCUGGGUGUCACCUGUGUCCCUGUGUUUGCUGUUCCAACACCACCUGCAUGGCAUUGUAUGAGCACCAGGUCUUUGUUUGCUUCAAAAUGCUAAAUUUUAUGUAACUCAGAAUGAAAAGUGGUACCUAAAGCUUUGUUGUUGCCUCCUGAACUGGAAUGUUGUGCUGCUACACUGGAGUGGCUGUGACAGAGGAGAAAUAAAGCACGGCUGGAAAUGGA
This is a messenger RNA of Neopelma chrysocephalum (saffron-crested tyrant-manakin), 2399 nucleotides long. RefSeq names its product hydroxyacylglutathione hydrolase, mitochondrial. Gene Ontology annotation, biological process: glutathione metabolic process. The transcript is spliced from 9 exons. NCBI's taxonomy places the organism in Eukaryota, Metazoa, Chordata, Aves, Passeriformes, Pipridae. Gene Ontology annotation, cellular component: mitochondrion. Gene Ontology annotation, molecular function: hydroxyacylglutathione hydrolase activity. The record is from RefSeq and is a predicted model, not a curated record. The coding region runs from base 112 to 894 and encodes 260 amino acids.